Messenger RNA from Aspergillus versicolor CBS 583.65, 1019 nucleotides. RefSeq lists its product as uncharacterized. The record is from RefSeq and is a predicted model, not a curated record. Lineage: Eukaryota; Fungi; Ascomycota; Eurotiomycetes; Eurotiales; Aspergillaceae. The transcript has a single exon. Bases 134 to 760 code for a protein of 208 amino acids.
UACAACUUCACUUUAAUCACAUCAACAGAAAAACAACACGACAAAGCAACACAAACAAAACUAUUGAUAAUGUGAUACUGCGGGAAAUUUGGUUUUCGCUAGGAAGUACCAAAACAGCGAAACUGGCGGACGCAUGGCGCCUGUGCGGCGCGUCAUCAGUGCUCAAUGGGCCACUGAUUUCCUGCAAUAUAUACUCGAUCAGGACCGGAAUUCUAUCGUACUCGUUGUAUGUGCGGAACGAGAUUCGUUCCUCGAACAGCUGCUGGCCGCCAUACAUCUUCAGACACCAACGGCCGCCGGUCAUCACCAGUUGCUGGCCAAAACUCUCGGCCUGCUUUCCUCGUCCCGCAACAUCAGAACGGUGUUUUGCCCGACAUUGGAGCAUCUUAGAGCAUACGUUUCGACCGGUAUCGAAGGGCGCUUACCGGGGGUAGAGAAUAUACCAGAGUCGCAACCUUUGCUGGCCAUUCUAAACCCGUUAAGUUUGCAUCUUUCUACUAGGGAAUUUUCUGCCCAAGGGCUGUCUAGAACAUUUGCCAAUGCCGUGGAAGUCUCUUCGAGGGCCAAUAUGGACAUUAUGCUGUGUGAAUGCAGGGAUGCCCUAGACCCAAACAGCACCGAGCUCGGUGAAGCGCAGUGGUACGUCGACGUGCCACUGCUUAGCACCUCUUUACGUACUGGGGCCGAGGGCAGCUACUUGAACGGACGCACUGUGCCCGUCAAACGAAUAAUACAACGAUGGUUCCAAUUUAUAGAUUGAAUAUUUAAGUUGAUCAUAUCAUGGCUUCAUGCAAAUCGGAACACAAAGAUACAAAUGACUCCAAAAAAAGAUAAGCGUGAGAAGAAAACCCGGGUAUCCUCAACUUGUCCCUAACUCCGAGAAUAAGUGACCAAAACUGCAUGUUAUAAACUCUUCUCCAUCUCUGUGAUGUAAAGUUUGAUAUGGGACUCGAGCUUGAGAUAUUCAUCAUGUGCACUCUGGACCUCGCUUUCGAUAUUUUCCUUCAAGUCGGCCAUCU